ACACACACACACACACACACACACACACACACACACACACUCGCACACACCUUCUUGAUAAGAUGUGGCCGUCUGAUCUGCCAGAUCAGUUAGGUAUGCAUGAGCUGCACUACACAACACCUGCACCUGAUCCCUUAGCGACCCGCCCCGACGACCAGUGAAGUCAGUCCAGGAGGCAGAGGAGCCUGAAGACUCUGCCAGCAGUACACAGACCUGGAGGAACCUGGAGGACACCUGGAGGACACCUGAACACCGACAGGAGCCUGCAGGACACCUGGAGGAUAGCUGGAGGACAGCUGGAGGACACCUGCAGGAUACCUGGACACCUGGAGGACAGCUGCAGGAUACCUGGAGGACACCUGGAGGACACCUGGAGGAGCCUGGACACCUGGGGGAGGAGCCUAGACACCUGUGGGUUUGGUCUGGAGCUUAUCUACAUGACCAUCUGAAAGAUGUCAUGGUGUUCUUCCUGUCAUGGUUCUAAGUUCCGUCACGUGUUUGGGAAGGCUGCGGGGCGAGACCAUGCCUACGAUGGUGUGCCCAUCACUCGCAGUGUCCAUGACAACCACUACUGCUCCGUGAACCCGCUCUUCAUCGCCGUGGUGACGGAGUGCGCCGGGGGCGGGGCCUUCCUGGUCCUGCCCGUCCAUCAUAAGGGAAGGGUGCCCCCCCUGCAGCCCAGGGUCUCUGGCCACACCUCCAGGGUUCUGGACGUCAAGUGGAAUCCCUUUGACGACCUCUGCAUCGCAUCCUGCUCUGAAGACUGCACCGUGAAGAUCUGGGACAUCCCGUCUCAAGGAGUGCAGCAGAACAUCACCGUGGCAAGGAAGACUCUGAUUGGCCACUCCAAAAGGGUGGGGCUUAUAGAGUGGCAUCCAACCGCCAGGGACCUGCUGGUUAGCUCCGCCUACGACUACAAGGUGAUGGUGUGGGACGUGUCCCAGGACGGCAGGGUGCUCCGGCCUGUGAGGCAGCUCCAGACCCCCGAGCUGCUGCUGUCAGUCAGCCUGAGCAGGGACGGCCGCUGGCUGGCCUGCUGCUGCAGAGACCGCAGGCUCCGGGUCCUGGAGCCACGCUCUGGACGCAUCCUGCAGGAGUCGGGCAGGACCUCCCACAGGGCCAGUAAGGUGCUGUAUGCAGGAGACCAGCUGGUGUCUACUGGGACCUCCUGCUGGAACCAGAGACAAGUGGCUGUCUGGGACCCGGAGGACCUGUCUGAACCUCUACUGGAGGAGGAACUGGAUGGUUCUUCUGGAGUUUUGUUUCCAUUCUACGACCCUGACACACACAUGCUCUACCUGGCUGGCAAGGGAGAUGGGAACAUCAGGUACUAUGAGCUGAGCUCAGAGAAGCCCUAUCUGCACUACCUGACAGAGUACCGCUCCCUACUGCCCCAGAGAGGCCUGGGGGUAAUGCCUAAGCGGGGUCUGGAUGUGAGAGGCUGCGAGGUGUUCAGGUUCUACCGCCUCAUCAUUGAGAAACACCUGGUGGAACCCCUGUCAAUGAUCGUCCCCCGCAAGCAGGUGGGCGUGUUCCAGGAGGACCUGUACCCGAUGACAGCAGGAGACCAGGCGGCCAUGACAGCACAGGAGUGGCUGUCAGGGAACAACAGAGGGCCCCUGCUGAUGUCCCUGAAGCCUGGGGCUAGAGUAACCAACCCCUACCCAGAGCGGGCACCCGAGAGGGGGCAGGGCAGGCCCCUGGAGCAGGCGUUCCUCCAGGAGCAGCUGGCCUACCAGGACGCCAAGUACCCCCAGGACCUGAGCGACCUGUCGGGCUGGCAGCCAGACGAGACCCAGGCUCCGGGCUGGGCCUACCCACAAUGCACCCCGCACUGCUGCGAGCCCUCAGAGCAGGCCCCGCCCCCGGCUGAGAGAGAGCUCUUGCAGGAUUUCUACAGACAGCAGGAUGAGAUCAGAGAACUGCAGGAGCAGCUCAACCAGAAACAGGUGAGGAUCACACAGCUGGAGCUGGAAGGCAAGAACAACAGGAACAAGAUGAGAGCUACCUUCUGAACCAGCCAAUCACCAAGCUCCAUCAUCCUCCGACCCAGCCAAUCACGAGGCUUCUUCUGGCGUUGUCCACUAAUCCAGCCAAUCACAUGCUGUGCUCAGAUAACCAGUUUUACCAGUUAAAAGGAAAUCAAGAUGUUAUUUUUAGUUUUUCUACAAUACCAGUGAAUAACAAUCUUACAAACUCAACUAAAAUAUAAACUAUUACUAUUGAAAAUAGAAACGCUCAACAUUUUCUAUGACCACAAAAUCUAAUUCAUCUCAUCUGAAAGCUAAAGAUUAAAAAAAAAAUAAUUCUAAUGAUUUAAUUUCCUUGCUUACAAUUUAACCCAAUAAAACACGUGAAUUUGUUGCAAGUUAACUUUUAUCAGUAGACCACAUGAACGUAACUAGAAAUCUGGAGUAACUCAUAAAAUCAUUUAAUAAAACAUGAAUUCAACCAGGGAAGGUUCCGGAUGAUCGGUCUUGGUGAAGGAGUGAGAACAGGAGGAAGGCAGGAGCAAAAUGUUAAGAUUUUAUUUACAAAGUCCAUUUUUAUCUGGUUUUUGUUUUUAACUUACGGAAAGUAAAAAAAUACAGCCAAGACCAGUCAGUGUAAGUAUCAGAGACACGCCCACUCAGGCCCCACCCCCUGACCCCCAAAAGCCCCGCCCCCAGACUCUACAGGCCCCACCUCCCCAGUUUCCACUCAGCAGAUCUGGAGGCAGGGCUGAGCAAACGCUCACUCACCUCUACGGAGCUGAUAUCUGAGAGGAGGAAGGAGAAGAUGAGGGAGGGAGGAGGGGAGAAGAUGAAGGAGGGAGGAGGAUAAGAGGGAGGAGUAGGGAGAGGAGAAGAAGAGGGAGGAGGAAGUGUCCCUCAGGUGACUCCUCCUCCACACACAGGACACACCCACACAGCCCUGACAACAACGGUACAAAAUAAACAACUAAACUAAAUUCUCUGAAAAAAA
Hypomesus transpacificus is the source of this 2964-nucleotide messenger RNA. Its product is annotated as coronin-2B-like. Lineage: Eukaryota; Metazoa; Chordata; Actinopteri; Osmeriformes; Osmeridae. The record is from RefSeq and is a predicted model, not a curated record. The transcript has 13 exons. Gene Ontology annotation, biological process: actin filament organization. Gene Ontology annotation, molecular function: actin filament binding. Bases 453 to 2015 code for a protein of 520 amino acids.